Penicillium maclennaniae is the source of this 1107-nucleotide messenger RNA. Its product is annotated as GTP-binding protein RBG1. Gene Ontology annotation, biological process: cytoplasmic translation. The coding region runs from base 1 to 1107 and encodes 368 amino acids. The transcript has 9 exons. Gene Ontology annotation, molecular function: GTP binding; GTPase activity. The record is from RefSeq and is a predicted model, not a curated record. Gene Ontology annotation, cellular component: cytoplasm. NCBI's taxonomy places the organism in Eukaryota, Fungi, Ascomycota, Eurotiomycetes, Eurotiales, Aspergillaceae.
AUGGCGACCACCAUGGACAAGAUCAAGGACAUUGAGGCCGAGAUGGCCAAGACCCAGAAGAAUAAGAACACUUCUUUCCAUUUGGGACAAUUGAAGGCAAAGCUUGCUAAGCUGAAGCGCGAGCUAUUGACCCCCACUGGAGGAGGUGGUGGCGGCGGUGGUGCCGGAUUCGAUGUUGCUCGUACUGGUGUUGCCAGUGUUGGUUUCAUUGGUUUCCCCUCCGUCGGAAAGAGUACUCUCAUGAGCAAACUGACCGGCCAGCACUCCGAAGCUGCCGCUUACGAGUUCACAACCCUGACCACUGUCCCCGGCCAGGUCAUGUACAAUGGUGCUAAGAUUCAGAUUCUUGAUCUUCCGGGAAUUAUUGAAGGUGCCAAGGACGGAAAGGGUCGUGGUCGUCAGGUCAUUGCUGUGGCCAAGACCUGCCAUCUCAUCUUCAUUGUUCUCGACGUGAACAAGCCCCUGGUCGACAAACGCGUCAUUGAGAACGAAUUGGAGGGCUUCGGUAUUCGUAUCAACAAGUCUCCGCCCAACAUCAACUUCAAGAAGAAGGACAAGGGUGGUAUUGCCAUCACGAGCACUGUUCCCUUGACCAACAUCAGUCAAGAGGAAAUCAAAGCCGUGAUGAACGAGUACAAGAUCUCGUCUGCCGAUAUUGCUAUCCGUUGCGACGCGACCAUCGAUGACCUGAUCGAUGUUCUGGAGGCUAAGAGCCGCAGCUACAUUCCUGUUGUCUAUGCGCUCAACAAGAUCGAUGCCAUCUCCAUCGAGGAGUUGGAUCUUCUAUACCGUAUUCCCAAUGCCGUUCCCAUCAGUUCCGAGCACGGCUGGAACAUUGAUGAGUUGCUCGAGAUGAUGUGGGAGAAGCUCAGCUUGCGAAGAAUCUAUACCAAGCCCAAGGGCAAGGCUCCUGACUACUCAGCACCCGUUGUGCUCCGUGCCUCCGGAUGCACGGUGGAAGACUUCUGUAACGCCAUUCACCGCACGAUCAAAGAUCAAUUCAAGCACGCCAUUGUGUACGGCCGCUCCGUCAAGCAUCAGCCCCAGCGUGUCGGUCUCUCGCACGAGCUUGCCGACGAAGAUAUUGUAUCCAUUGUGAAGCGGUAA